UUUACUGUAAAUUGCGAGCGCGAGUGUGAUUAAUCUCUCUGGGUAGCAAAUUUCACGGAAUAUUUCACUGUCAGCGGCACUCACCAGGAGCACCUGCCCGUCCCCUCGCGCGCGCUCGGUCGCCUGGAGACGGCGCUAAACAACAGAAGGACAGCCAGAGUAAAUGGCCGAGCUGCACAUAAUCGGGCAGAUUUUGGACGCCAGGGAUUUCGAGGAGGAGAAUCUCCUCUGCAAGUGGAGCUUCCAGACAGGAUCGACGUGGAAGGUGAUCGAGGGCGUGGCGGAGGGACAAACGGCCACGGACGCGAAUCGUGUGGAAAAGUGCUCAAUCUUCUCGCAUCCUCUGGACCUCCACUUGUCCACGCGCGCCCUGCAGGGCUGGCCGAAGUUGCACGUGGAGAUUUGGACGUCGAACGCCCUGAAGCAGUGCUGGCCAGUGGGCUUCGGCGUUGUGCACGUGCCCUCGCGUCCAGGCGUGCAUCGCCUCACUGUGCCCACGUGGAGGAUCGCUCCAGGCAACGUGUGGGACGCCGUGAGGGAGAAAUUCCACGGUGGCGGCGUAGCUGUGGCCAGGAAGGAGCUCAUCCACUCGGCAGCAGAUCGCUACAAGCUCUCCACGACCUCCUCAGCAGGCAGCGUGACUGUUGAGUUGAUGCUCAUCUUCAAGAACUUCAAGAAGUUUGGAGUGGAGUUCUAAAAUGCAGACACUCUUUAUUGCCCUCCUGGUUGUCGCGGUGGC
This is a messenger RNA of Phlebotomus argentipes, 739 nucleotides long. RefSeq names its product B9 domain-containing protein 2 (gene B9d2). Gene Ontology annotation, biological process: cilium assembly. The transcript has a single exon. The record is from RefSeq and is a predicted model, not a curated record. Lineage: Eukaryota; Metazoa; Arthropoda; Insecta; Diptera; Psychodidae. Gene Ontology annotation, cellular component: MKS complex. Bases 164 to 697 code for a protein of 177 amino acids.